UCCUUGUAUGAAUCUGUUUUGUGUCUUUUGUGUCACGAAUCUGUUUUGUGUCUUUGUUUUCCUUGAUGUAUAGGAUUCUACUCUCAAGCUAUUCAUCUAGUUUCAGGAAAUGGUGGACAAGAUGGGUUACGAAGUUAGACUUGUUAGAGUCACCAAAAGAGGCGUAUUUUGCCCAGUUAUACCUUUCACAGGUGGGUAAUGCCUCAUAUAGUAUCAGCUACGACCUUUGGUCUUCAGAUGCAAUUAAUAUAGCUGUUAGAUGCAAGGAAUCUACUCUCAAGCUAUUCACCGCUAUGAAGAACACAUGCGUAUAAACGAGCUCUGAAGACUUCUCACCAUUGAUGCAAGGUAAUUAAGCGUCCGUCCCUACUGACUUGUGAAAGCUUUGUGUUGAGUAAAUGGCAAAACAGAAUCAGUGAAGACUUUGAGUUUUUCUUAUUGUAAUAUGUAUUAUGUUUUGUAUGUUUACAAAUUAAUUAAAUGCAAUAUUUUCCUAUU
Molecule: messenger RNA, 498 nt
Organism: Camelina sativa (false flax)
Lineage: Eukaryota; Viridiplantae; Streptophyta; Magnoliopsida; Brassicales; Brassicaceae
Source: RefSeq, a predicted model, not a curated record